UGUGAUUUUAUCCUUUCUCUUUCCUUUUUGCCUGCCUUGGAAGCCAGUGACCUGGUUGAUAAAGACAGUCCCUUAUACUAUGACUGGGAAAGCCUGCAGCUGGGUGGGAUGAUUUUUGGAGGACUCCUGUGCAUCGCUGGAAUCUUGAUAGCCCUGAGUGGAAAAUGCAAAUGCAUACCCUUACCGGAGAAAGCCACUCCACUCAUCACUCCAGGCUCUGUCAGUACCUGCUGA
This is a messenger RNA of Canis lupus familiaris (dog), 234 nucleotides long. RefSeq names its product FXYD domain-containing ion transport regulator 4-like. Gene Ontology annotation, biological process: regulation of sodium ion transmembrane transporter activity; potassium ion transmembrane transport. Gene Ontology annotation, cellular component: membrane. The record is from RefSeq and is a predicted model, not a curated record. NCBI's taxonomy places the organism in Eukaryota, Metazoa, Chordata, Mammalia, Carnivora, Canidae. Gene Ontology annotation, molecular function: sodium channel regulator activity.